Molecule: messenger RNA, 2338 nt
Organism: Peromyscus leucopus (white-footed mouse)
Lineage: Eukaryota; Metazoa; Chordata; Mammalia; Rodentia; Cricetidae
Gene: Znf22
Product: zinc finger protein 22
Exons: 2
Coding region: 168-884 (238 amino acids)
Source: RefSeq, a predicted model, not a curated record
CUAGAGCGGCCGGCAGCGCCGCUAACAGCCCGCACUUCCGGCGGGCGAGGCGCGAGGCGAGCACCGUGGCGGCCUGCGCGAAAAUUUUGAGUUGCGUUCCUCUAGGAUAUGAGAGCUUAGUUCGGGAAGACAGCAGAAUCUCUUGACAAUACAUUUGGCUAUUCACCAUGAGGUUAGGAAAGCCUAAAGGGGGUAUUUCUCGAAGCUCAGGCCAAGGCAAAGCCUAUGAGAACAAGCGUAAGACAUCUCGCCAGCCGCAGAAAUGGGGGAUGACCAUUCGAUUCGACUCAGGCUUGAGUAGACGGAGAAGAAACGUGGAUGAGAAGCCUUACAAAUGCACGAGAUGUUCUAAGAGCUUCAGUCAGAGCUCCACUCUUUUUCAGCACCAGAAGAUCCACACAGGGAAGAAAUCCCAUAAAUGUGCUGAUUGUGGGAAAAGUUUCUUUCAGAGUUCCAACCUCAUUCAGCAUCGGCGGAUCCACACUGGGGAAAAGCCCUAUAAGUGUGAUGAGUGUGGAGAAAGGUUCAAACAGAGCUCAAAUCUCAUUCAGCACCAGAGGAUCCACACGGGAGAGAAGCCCUACUGCUGUGAUGAGUGUGGCAGGUGCUUCAGCCAGAGUUCCCACCUCAUCCAGCACCAGAGAACCCACACGGGAGAGAAGCCCUACCAGUGUGAGGAGUGUGACAAGUGUUUCAGCCAGAGCUCUCAUCUGAGGCAGCACAUGAAGGUGCACAAAGAAAAGAAGCUGCCACACAAAAGGGGCAAAAAUGCCAGGGCGAAAACUCACCCAGUGUCCUGGAAAGCCGGUAAAGGAAGGAAGGCAGUGGCUGGGCGCCGCCAGGUAAAGGGUGCCGCUUCAGGUCUUUUUAAAAAGAAAAAGUGAAAGAUGGAGGCAAGUGCGCUCUCUCUUAAGAAUGAGGAUGCUUUAUAGUAGAGCACUUAGAUACCAGGUCCUUCCCUAGCAUGGAGACUUGAGGAGUUUCAGAGCAUUGGGCUGAAGCUCUGAGUCCAGCUGCCCUCGUUUCUUUAAAAAAAAAAAAAAAAAUACAUAAAGCUAUGUGACAUGGAGCACAAAGAACUGAAAAAUAUGUUUGGUGAGAAUAUAAUCCUUGACCUCAGUUGAAAUUCUUUCCCUAUGUUUUGAUAAAAAACAUCAUGUUUUCAUGAUUUACAAGUAUGCUAAUGAUUACUGUUUUUGGGAAUUUCUGUAGACAAAAUCAUUAAAGAAAAAGGAAUGAGUUUUUAAGUUCUGGGACAGACUAUAUUUUGGGUUUUGUUUUUUUUUUUUAAUGUUUUGUAGUUUAUUAACCAUUAGUGUAAGUGUUGACUCAGUAUUUGACAUAAAAUGCAUUCAAGUUCAUAGAUUUUUUUCUUUUGUGUUAGUGUAUAUUGUAUGAAGUCAUGAGUUUCAUUUUCUUCAGUGUGUAUGAUGUAGCUACAUGAUGUGCUUUGAUCGUAUCCGCCCUUGUUACCCUCUCCACCCCCUUCUGAUUUUCUUCCUCCCAGGCAGCUCCCUUUUCACUGAAAAUGUUUACCCUAGAUUUUGUAAGCAAGAGAAAAUGUAUUCAGUUAUUUUCUUGAGUCUGGCUUCUUCCUUUGCUUAACAUAAUGAUCUCCAGUUCUCUCCCUUUUUCUCCAAACGUCAUUGUGUUGUUUGGGGACAAAUAGUAGUCAGUUGUAGUGUUGGAAGACUUUAAUGACAGCCAUUUAUGUUUGUUUCUUCCCUUCUACUGUAUGACUAGAGGGUUCAAAGGUCCCCAUGUGGCUUUCCUUUUGGUUUUUGUUUGUUUUAUUUUGUUUGCCAGCACUCCUAGAGAUUCUGAAGACUCCAGAAGGAGAAACCACAGACCUCCUGUCCCUGACCAUUUGUGAUGGCGUCAUUGCGCUGUCACUUGCUUUCUUGAUGGGUUGGGUUGACAUCACAUCAUGCCAAUGGCCUCUUGGCAUUCCCGUGUUCUCUUACACACAGCGCCUGCAUGAAUAAAUUGUGUUUUACCAAGAAAGCCUCAGCUUGCUUCUGCCUGAAGAACUACGAUGUCAUAGACUGCACUUUGAAUAACACUGACUGUCUGAAACAGAUAUUUGUCCACAAGAUACUGGCCAGUGUACUGUAGCCCUGUUAGAAUUUAACUUUUUUACUCUAUAGCAGCUGUUUAAGAAGACUAGCAUACAUCCUUCUUCCAUCAGAACAAUGCCAAACAUACAUUCCUGAUCAGCCUUGAGCUCAAAUUUUUGUUCAUUGAAUGCUAAUGUUUUUCUGAUUUUUAUAAUCUCAGUUCUUCCUGUAUUAAUGGCAAUUAUCCUUAAAAAUAAAGAAUGAGAUAUUUUUGCAUACUA